Messenger RNA from Engraulis encrasicolus (European anchovy), 3809 nucleotides. RefSeq names its product atlastin 3 (gene atl3). Gene Ontology annotation, biological process: protein homooligomerization; endoplasmic reticulum organization. Gene Ontology annotation, molecular function: GTPase activity; GTP binding. The transcript is spliced from 14 exons. The record is from RefSeq and is a predicted model, not a curated record. Lineage: Eukaryota; Metazoa; Chordata; Actinopteri; Clupeiformes; Engraulidae. Bases 112 to 1647 code for a protein of 511 amino acids.
CGUAGUUAGUAAAAGUUUAGUUGGUGUGUGUUAGUUGAGGCACAGCAACAUCACAGAGGAGGCUUGGACCAACACAAAGAUACCAAAGGCUGCUGUAUCCGAGGACCAACCAUGGGGAGUGAGCCUGGCCCAGUGCAGAUAGUCAAGGUGUGUAAGGAGAGCCACUCCUUCGAGCUGGACACCGAGGCCCUGGAGAAGAUCCUGCUGGCCCCGGAGGUCCGAGACAAGCAUGUGGUGGUGCUGUCGGUCGCCGGGGCGUUCCGCAAGGGCAAGAGCUUCCUCCUGGACUUCAUGCUCCGCUACAUGCACAGGAGGGAUGAAGCUGAUUGGCUGGGAAAGGACGACGAGCCUCUGACGGGGUUCUCGUGGCGAGGCGGCUCUGAGCCGGAGACCACGGGCAUCCAGGUGUGGAGCGACGUCUUCCUGGUGGACAAGAGCGACGGCUCACAGGUUGCUGUGCUACUGAUGGACACCCAGGGUGCCUUCGAUAACCAGUCCACAGUCAAGGACUGCGCCACAAUCUUCGCCCUCAGCACAAUGACCAGCUCCAUGCAGAUCUACAAUCUCUCACAGAACAUCCAGGAGGAUGACCUUCAACAGCUCCAGCUGUUCACAGAGUACGGCCGUCUUGCGAUGGACGAAAUUUUCCUGAAGCCCUUUCAGUCACUCAUGUUCCUGAUCAGGGAUUGGAGUUUUCCAUAUGAGUAUCAGUACGGAGACGAAGGAGGCAAAAGGUUCCUGGACAAACGGCUACAGGUGAAGGACUCCCAGCAUGAGGAGCUCCAGACGGUGAGGGAGCACAUCCACUCCUGCUUCUCCUCCAUCUCCUGCUUCCUGCUGCCCCACCCCGGCCUCAAGGUGGCCACCAGCCCCUCCUUCAAGGGCCAGCUCAGUGACGUGGCUCCAGAGUUCAAAGACGAGCUGUGUAAGCUGAUCCCCACACUGCUGAAGCCCGACGCCCUGGCCGAGAAGGAGAUCAACGGCAACAAGGUCACCUGCCGAGGCCUGCUGGAGUUCUUCAAGGCGUACAUCAAGAUCUACCAAGGCGAAGACCUACCACACCCAAAGUCUAUGCUGAUGGCUACAGCAGAGGCCAACAACCUUGCAGCCGUGGCUGCUGCCAAAGACCAGUAUUACAAGAGCAUGGAGAAGGUGUGUGGAGGGGACCUGCCCUACGUCGCCCCCGCCUCCCUGGAGGAGAAGCACAAGUUCCACAUGGGGGAGGCGCUGCGCACCUUCACCUCCACCAAGAAGAUGGGCGGCCAGGAGUUCUGCGACCGCUACCAGAACCAGCUGCAGGCCGAGAUAGAGCACCUCUGGGACAACCUCAGCAAACACAAUGAGUCAAAGAACGUCUUCAGUGCAUUCCGAACGCCGGCGGUGCUUUUUGUCCUGGUGUGCCUCCUGUACGUGCUGUCGGGCAUCCUGCUCUUCAUCGGCCUGGCCUCAGUCUCGUUCGCUUGCGACUGCGCCCUGGGCGUCUCCAUGCUGGCCAUGCUCACCUGGGCCUUCAUCCGCUACUCGGGGCAGUACCACGGGGUGGGCACCGCCAUCGACCAGGCCGCAGGGGUGCUACUGGAACAGGGUACCGUUCUGCUGAACAAGUCUCGAGCUUCACCAGCCCUGAUGGAGAAGAAAUCCAGCUAGAAGCAGCAGCAGCAACAGCAGCCCAGCCGCCCCUGUCUUGACAUCACUAAGUAUAUACAGGGGUUGUACAAAAUAAUGGAAACACCUGUCAUUUUAGAGUGGGAAGUUUCAUGGCUCAUGAAUUUUGUAAUGCACACCACAUUAUUGGUGUCAUAUCAAAGUUCAAAAAGGAGAAAUUCUUGGUGCGCGUGCAACUGUUGCAUCUUUGACCUAGACAGCAAGUCUUUGUGAUGUAUCAAGAGCCACAGUAUCCAAGGUAAUGUCUGCAUACCACCAAGAAGGAUGAAGGUCAUCCAAUAGGAUUAACUGUGGACGCAAGAGGUAGCUUCCGACGCUAAAAUGACAGGUGUUUCCAUUAUUUUGCCCAGCCCCUGUGUAUAUUAUAUAUAUAUAUAUAUAUAAAUGUCUAUCAGAGAGUCCCAAGCCAGGAGGGGACCCUCGCACAUGCGCUCUUUUGUACAAACAAAGAAGAAAAAACAAGAAACAAUGUCAAACACUACAUUCAAAGCACAUCAAACUUGUAUCUACCAAAAAGAAAAGAAAACACACACAAGCAAACAAAAAACAUUGAUAUCCCAGACGUAUGGCAUCACCAGCCUCUGCAUCUGACAUCUUCAGAUGAUCCUGUGGUAUUUUUGCUGGUGUAAUGAUUUACACAAACACAAACAACAUUUGAAGCUGUCUACAUACCAUCACUGCCAAUAACCAGCUUAUUAUUAAGUGUACGAUCCAAGUCUGAUGACUUAAAAACAAACAAAAAAGGAGCUGUAACAUCAUCCUUUUUGCACUUUUUCCUCAGAUUUGGUUAAAAAAAAAAAAAAAGUUGCUUUCUUUUGCCCCACUCCCACCCCCUCAGCUAUGAUCCUGAGAAAUGUUGUUGGAAGUCAUUACAGAACACUGUGAUGGUUGUAUAUGUAUAUUGCUGACAUGUUGAAACGUAACUGAACACUGUUCUGCUGCCUAUUGUUGAAGCUUUGCUAUUCAUUGUAACGGAUACCAAUUGUGCAUUCCUGCUUUCUCUCUUCUCUUCACUGUCAUCAUUCCCAUUCACAUUCCCUGCACGCCUGCUUCACAUCAGCGAUAUCUUAAUUGUUUCAGAGUAGUAUUACGAUUCCGAAUUCCCAUUCCUAAUUGCGGAAUUGUAUUCCGAAUUCUGUCUUGCUCUGUAUUUAUUUCUGUCUGACCAGCCAGCACUUUUUUUCUUUCUUUCUUUUUCCACUUUUUCCUCUUUUUCCUCACAUUCCUCACGUCACCCCCCUCCACCUCAUAUGACCAUUUCUGUCUGAUGUGAUUGCUUGUCAGAGGGCAGGAAAAAAAGUCACGUCACGUAUACAUUCCCUCUCUUGAACCCAGCACGGUAGAGCUGAGAGCUGUUUACAGUAAUAAUAAUAAUAAUAAUGAUGACGAUGAUGUAAUGUCUUAGAGAUUAGGUGGUUCUCCCUCUCUCUUAGUCACUCUGCCACACAUGCAGUAAUGGGCUUGAGUCUCCAAAGAUUUAUUUUAUUUUUUUCAUUUUCAUAUCCAUGUUCUGUGUCCUGUACAGAAAGAAAGCAGCAAAUCAACUUGACAUCGUUUUUUCUGUAUUUUUUUUUCAUUCAUUUCUUACAUUUCUUCUGUUUCUCUUUAUUUUUUAUUUCCAUUUAAAAGCGCAUUCCCCCUAUUCCUUUGUCCAUCAGGUGUGUUGUGUGAGUGGGUGUCCCUUGUUUAGUUGGUUGAUUUGAGGUUUGCUCUGUUGUCUCUCCCAUGCUUUAAGGAAACGGUUUAAGGAGUCUACCAAAUACAUAAAGGGACACCCUGGAUCCCUCUCUCACACAUACACACACACACACACCGGCGGCCCAUCUAAGCACUUAUCCGCUGACGUUCCCUUGCCCAUAAAAUCAGUCCCGUUUGAUAUUUUCCCCCACUCGUCACAUUCCGUGUCAGACUGUUCCUCGACAAAGAGGAGUAGUCUUUGUGUGAGGGCAGGUGUUCUAGAAUGAUCUUGCCCUCAUUUCCAAUUGUGCUGUUACAUAUUUUUUAUUCAUUCUGGACUUUAAAAAAUGUAUGCAUGGAAUUCAUCCUCUCUUCGUCAGCUUUUAAAGCUGUUGGUAUAAGUCAUAUUUUUUGAACAGAUUUAAGCGACAAUAACCAAAUAAAGAGUAUUUUAUGCAUUAUUGUAA